AUGACAAAAAAAGACAAUAAACGAAAGCUUGAAGAAGUUGAGGUUGAUGAGGAUCUGAUAAAAGAGGCUAAAAGACAACCAAUUGAUUGUGAAGCAGUAGGUAUUGGCCCUGAUGGAACAGAAUCAGCACUUGCCAGAGUCACAAUUGUUAAUUUCCAUGGAGUGGUAGUAUUGGAUAAAUAUGUAAAACCUUUGGAUUAUGUGACAAAUUUCAGAACAGAAAUCACUAGUGGUCAAUGA
Molecule: messenger RNA, 240 nt
Organism: Entrophospora sp. SA101
Lineage: Eukaryota; Fungi; Glomeromycota; Glomeromycetes; Entrophosporales; Entrophosporaceae
Source: the annotation of a GenBank genome assembly